This is a messenger RNA of Coregonus clupeaformis (lake whitefish), 5267 nucleotides long. RefSeq names its product kinesin family member 14 (gene kif14). Gene Ontology annotation, biological process: microtubule-based movement. Lineage: Eukaryota; Metazoa; Chordata; Actinopteri; Salmoniformes; Salmonidae. The transcript has 29 exons. The coding region runs from base 12 to 4952 and encodes 1646 amino acids. Gene Ontology annotation, molecular function: ATP binding; microtubule binding; microtubule motor activity. The record is from RefSeq and is a predicted model, not a curated record.
AAGUGGAAGAGAUGUCAACCACGACAGUGAAAGGGGUUCCUGACACAAAAGACCGAAAAGGAUCAAAGAUAAGCGUGGAGGAAGUUGCGCGAGGAACGAUCAAAGGGGACGAUACGAAAUUAUUGACAUUGGAUAAAACCAAGGAGAUAAACACUACCUAUGUUAACUCAGCGCUGUCAAAAAGCGGAGGUCAGAGGAAUUGCACCCCCGGUCGAGGUCGACUCACUCUACAGAGGAAAACGGGUGCAAACGGCGACAAAGCGAUGAGUGAAAACACAAUGGAAAUCACUCAGAAUAGGACACCUGUACCUGAGAAAAGACUGACGUUGCAACGCAGAACCAGGACUGGUUCAAUUGACAAAAGCGCAAGUAAUGACACCAGCAAAGCAACCGAGAGCUCGAGACAACGCUGGGUCAGCGGUACCGACACCCAUCAUUCCAAAGUUCUCUCAGAAUCAAACCCUCGAACGCCUGUUAGUGCAGUUGUAUUGCGGUCAUUCAGUCUGAGGGACAGCUCAUCUAGAAGUAAAUCAAGAGAAGUUGUUAAUCUUUUAAACACUCCAACUAAAGGAGUCAAACGAUUUGCACCAAAACAGCCAGCAACCCCGGGUAAAGUAGAUGUGACAAAACCAGAGGACCAUACCAGAACUUUUUCAACACCCACGAAAAAUACUCCAUUCGAGAAAAUCACGGCAAAGAAGGAUGCCUUUGAGAGGUUGGCUGGGAAAGAGAUCCCAAAGGUGGUGACAGUAAAAACGGUAGGCCUAGAGAGGCCGAAGACACAUGCACAGGUGACUGUGGAAGCUGCAAAGCCUGUUGCAACUCCCCAUACUAACAACUUUCUGGUCAGUAGUCAAAGAGCAAACGUGACCUCCACCUUGCCGCCAGGGCAGGUGAGAAAGAACUCAAUCCAUGGCGACGUGACCAUGGCUAGGUCCUCGACACCUGCCAUCUCCACCGAGCCUUUGCUCCGACCCAGUGCGAUGCUAAAGCACGAACAGGAUACCCUGAAAAUGGAAAACAGUGCAGUGACAGUUGCGGUCAGAGUGAGGCCAUUCAACACCAGGGAGAAGAAAGAGAAAGCAUCGCAGGUGAUCUUCAUGGAUAACCAGGAGACUCUUGUCCAACAUCCAGACACCAAGCAGAGCUACUCCUUCGCGUAUGACUUCUCCUUCUGUUCCGUCGACAAAAGUGACCCCGGCUUUGCCAGCCAGCAGACGGUGUAUGAAAAACUAGCUAAGCCACUUCUGGAGAAGGCCUUUGAGGGCUUCAACACCUGUCUGUUUGCAUAUGGCCAAACUGGAUCUGGGAAGUCUUACACUAUGAUGGGUUUUGGGGAAGAGGCAGGUGUAACACCAAAAUUCUGCGAGGAGCUCUUCUCUAGGCUGUCUGUGGUUGAAAAUCAGGAGGUGACAUGUCAUCUGGAGAUGAGCUACUUUGAGGUGUACAAUGAGAAAAUCCAUGACUUGCUCAUCGCCAGGAAUGAACAAAACCAAAAGAGGUUGCCUUUGAGGGUGAGGGAACAUCCAGUCGACGGGCCUUACGUUUCUGAGCUGUCGACGAACGUGGUGAGCUCCUAUGUGGACAUUCAGGGUUGGCUGGAGCUUGGGAACAAGCAGCGAGCCACUGCAGCCACGUGCAUGAACGACAAGAGCUCCCGAUCCCACUCCGUAUUCACUCUGGUUAUGACCCAGACCAAGACUGAGUUUGUGGAAGGGGAAGAACAUGACCACAGGAUCACCAGCAGGAUCAACCUGGUGGACUUGGCAGGCAGCGAACGUUGCUCCUCAGCCCAGACCAGCGGAGACCGCCUCAGGGAGGGUUCCAGCAUCAACAAGUCGCUGCUGACCUUGGGGAAGGUGAUCUCUGCCCUGUCUGAGCAGGCCCAGACCAAGAGGAAGGUCUUCACCCCAUACAGGGACUCUGUGCUCACAUGGCUGCUGAAGGAGAGCCUGGGCGGAAACUCCAAGACGGCCAUGAUCGCCACCCUGAGCCCGGCGGGCAUCAACGUGGAGGAGAGCCUGAGCACGCUGCGGUACGCCAAGCAGGCCCGCAUGAUCAUCAACGUGGCCAAGGUCAACGAGGACACCAACGCCAAGCUCAUCAGAGAGCUGAAAGCUGAGGUGGAGAAGCUGCGGGCUGCACAGAUGAGCUCUCAGGGCAUCGAGCCGGAGAAAAUGCGCCUCUUCCAGCAAGAGAUCUUAGCUCUGAAGAGCCAGUUAACCCAGCAGGAGAGGGAGAUGGCCGAGGCCCACAGAGCAUGGAGAGAAAAGCUGGAGCAGGCGGAGAAACGCAAACGUGAGGAAACCAAAGCAUUACAGAAAGCGGGCGUCAUGUUUAAGGUGGACAACCGGCUGCCCAACCUGGUAAACCUGAACGAGGACCCGCAGCUGUCAGAGAUGCUGUUAUACAUGAUUAAGGAGGGACAGACCAAGGUCGGCAAGCACAAGUCAGAGUCCGCCCACGACAUCCAGCUGUCUGGGGCCCUUAUCGCUGACCACCACUGUGUCAUUUCCAAUGUGAAUGGUGAAGUCAGCAUCAUCCCCAUGGAAAACGCCAAGACCUUUGUCAACGGGAACCUGGUCUCUGAGACCACUGUGCUGCAUCACGGCGACAGGGUGAUCCUGGGCGGGGACCACUACUUCCGCUUCAACCACCCGGCAGAGGUGCAAUCUGGGAAACGCGUGUCGUGCUGGACGGGUGACGGCGAUGGCCGUAAGGACUUUGAGUUUGCCAAAAACGAGCUGCUCUCCGCGCAAAGAGCACAACUGGAAGAGGAGAUUGAGGAGGCCAGGCUGAAGGCCAAGGAGGAGAUGAUGCAGGGGAUCCAGGUGGCCAAAGAGAUGGCCCAGAAGGAGCUGUCUGACCAGAAGACUCAGUAUGAGAACAGGAUCAAAGCCCUGGAGAGAGAACUGGAGGAGGAGAGCGAAAGGAAGCGGUGUCAAGAAAUGGACCAGCAGCGGGUGGUCUCCAAGAUGGAGGAGCUGCAGUCUGCCAAGGUGGAGCUGGAGCAGGAGGUGGACACGCACAAGACACGUCUCCGCCUCCACAUGGAGGCCCAGGCCACACGGCAGGCCAUGGCCGAUCACGGUGUCCGGCAGGCCAAGGUGGUGGAGGCCCUUGAGGCAGAGAAGAGGAAGAUCGGCAAAGACCUAGAGGAUAUGCAAAGGAAAGUGGCGCAGAAAGGAAGCCAGACUCUGAAAAACGUCCCUCCACAGUGGGACGCCAUGAAGUUGUCUCUGAUGAUCGAAGAAGCCAACAAGAUCAGUGGCAAACUCAUGAAGAACACAGUUUUCAGCAGACACGAGGAGUCUGAGAAGGAGGGCGGAGGGGGAAAGGGAGAGCUGCAGGUCCAGGUGCAGAACACCAAACUGGGCAUCUCCACCUUCUGGAGUCUGGAGAAGUUCCAGAGCAACCUGGCCGCCAUGAGGGAACUCGAACAGGGUGACAGCAGCGCCUCUAAAGAUGAAGACGUGUUUUACGACCCCAAUGAUGAGUGGGAGCAAGAUAUAUCGGCUUCCUCAACCGCCUCCUUUUCACGCAGAAGGAGCAGAAGCCUGUUGAAGAGCAGGAGGAUUUCAGGGCGUCUCUACGAAAUCAGAGUGCACCCUAUUCAAAGCCUUCAUAAAAGUAACACCUCACAGUCCUCUGGUCUGAUGGGUGUGGCCAAACCGCCCUCUCUGCAUCCCAGCUCAUCAGACUCCACCCUGCCGGGGAUCUGCAAAGAUUUUAUUGGCCAGACGGUGGGCCAGCUGCACGGGUGUCACAACUACGAGGAGAGCAUGGCAGACAGGCUGACCUCUGACCUCUACUGUGUGUACACGGCCGUGACGACCAUCUCCGGCCUGUACGACGGCCUGGACGAUGACCGUCAGGAGAGCGUGUUUGUGUUUGAAGCUGAGGCUCCGACACAGCUGGUGAAGGCCACCUCGGCCAUCGAGAGAGCCGUGUUCAUCACCAUGCAGUGGGUGGCCAGCGUCAAGCCCAGAGCCGGUCCCCUCUACACCAACGCAGAGGAGCUCAAGACCCAAGUAAAGAGAAUGGGUGGUUACUUUCAGCUUCUCAUCCAGGGCUGUGACUCUGAGAUUUCGUCCAUGGUGACCGAGGCCCACAGGAAGAGUGGUCAGUGUCUGGACACGGCACUGCUGGUCAUCAGCCACCUGGCUGCGCUUACCGCCACCCAGCUCCACGUGACCGAGCUGGGCUCUGAGGCCACAGGCAAGCGGUCUGUGGCCCUGUCUCUGUUGGAGGGGACCUGUAAAGGGGUGCACUCUCUCCUGGAAGAGGGUCUGACUAUCUCCAACGAGAUGCUGAGAGAUGCGCAGCUGGCCAAUCCCAGGACUCCGGUUUUGCAGAGCCUCAAGUCGAAGAUGCUGGACCUGUCCUGUGCUCUCCAGAGCUACAUCCACUGCCACAUGACGGAGAGGGAAGAAGGCUCCAAGAAGGGAGCUGAGGACCCUGAUCCCUCACAGCUACACAGAGUGAGGAACACCGCAGCCAAGCUGUUCCAGCUCAACCAGGCCAUCAGGCAGCUUCACGCUGCUCUCUCUCUCGCCCUCCGAGGUAAAAGCAGUGACUCCAGCCUCAGUGCCUGCCGAGAGGCUAUCUCCACCUCCUCCAAGACCAUCGACAAAGUCAUUAACGGCCUCCCCAGGGGCGGCACAGGGGUGGCCACCGUCUCAUCUAACCUACAGCUGCCCUGCCUGCAGACAGUCAUGGCAGCCCGGGACGAGCUCCACUCUGCCCUGCAGUCCCUGAGUACUGCCUUCAACCCCCAGGGCCCUGAGGAGAAGAGGGGGUCUUCUGGCUCAGAGAAGAGCACACGGGAAAGGGGUCCGGUGAAGGAGGGGCCCCUGGUAGCUUCCGACAUGGGAAGGAACAGAGGAGCCCUUAAGAUUGUUUCUCUCUCUUCAGAGUUGUCUUCAUCUAAUGACGAUGCACAUUGGGUUUGAUGCGCAGGCGGUUGAUUAGCUGAUCAGGGUCUUGUUCAGUAGGCAUGAAACUGCCGAAAACAGGAAAUGGGAAUGUUGUACAAUCUGAACUUGUCCAGUAAGGAACACUUGUUUUCGGCCAAAAAAAAUUUGCUACGGUGUGCUCUAAUGAACAUAACCCAGAUGAUUGAUGUAAAAGGUUACAGGCUCAAUGCCAUUAAUAGAAAGAAUCAACAAUGAACUUUCUGUCCAAUUGCACUAAAACCCCAGAUGUAUACACUGAACAAAAAUAUACUGUAGACGCAAAAUGCAAGAAUUUCUAAGAUUUUACUGAGU